Molecule: messenger RNA, 2332 nt
Organism: Rhipicephalus sanguineus (brown dog tick)
Lineage: Eukaryota; Metazoa; Arthropoda; Arachnida; Ixodida; Ixodidae
Product: gastrula zinc finger protein XlCGF57.1-like
Exons: 4
Coding region: 183-1451 (422 amino acids)
Biological process (GO): regulation of transcription by RNA polymerase II
Molecular function (GO): DNA-binding transcription factor activity; RNA polymerase II cis-regulatory region sequence-specific DNA binding
Source: RefSeq, a predicted model, not a curated record
GAGGUCGUUUGUUUACGCUGUGCCACCGUAGAAAAGACGUCCCAGGCGCUCGCACCGUCACCGCGUGCAGGUUUACCGCGUCAGUCACCGUCUGUAUACUGAAUAGCCAACGUGCCCACUCUGCGUUUAUGUUUUACGCUUAAAAGAAGAGCUUACGGAGAACUUCGUCUUACAGCAUCACCAUGCCUGCCUUUUGCUCUGCGUGCGGCUGUCCGAGAACCAACGGCCGAGAUGAUAUUCUUGGACUCUCCGGAGGCGGAACCAGCGGGCACACUCCAAGACCAAGUCAUUGCAGCGAAAGAAAUUCUGAUGACAUCGCAACUGAACCAGUGUAUGAUGCAGCACCGGGUCUGAAUUGUGAGUCGGGGGAAGCUGUAGACACAUCACUCGAGCCAGCAUGUGAGGCGGGCCAUGUCGCCGAUAAGUCUGUUCAAGUGCUACUACUAACCCCCGACGAAGCAUCACAACUAGAUGAACAAAAAAUUGUGUCAACAAGUGCUACACAAACAGAGCCUCAAGCUGUUUCUUCAGGUGCCUUGCCAUUUGAGUCCCUGGAGCCGUCUUCUUCAUUGGCGCCUGUACGAGGUCGACUGCAUUCCUGCCAGCAGUGCACCUAUGUGACACGAAAUAAGUCACAUAUGACGAGACACCUUGGGAAACACACGGGCGAGCGCCCCUUCCAGUGCCGCAUGUGUCCAGCUACAUACACUCAGAAAUCCAAGCUGGUGGCUCACAUGCCCACUCACUCAGGAGAGCGUCCCUUUUCCUGUGUCCACUGCAACGCAUCCUUUUCGCGGAAAUAUUCCCUCAAUAUCCACAUGCGCACGCACACAGGAGAGCUUCCCUUUUCCUGUGUCCACUGCAAUGCAGCCUUUGCGGAGAAAGACUAUUUAAAUUUACACAUGCGCUCUCACACAGCAGAGCGUCCCUUUUCCUGUACCCACUGUAAUGCCUCCUUUUUGCAUAAAUACGACCUCGUGAGGCACAUGCGCUCGCACACAGGAGAGCGUCCCUUUUCCUGUGUCCACUGCAAUGCAUCCUAUUUGCAGAAAUGCCACCUCGUGAGACACAUGCGCACGCACACAGGAGAGCGUCCCUUUUCCUGUGUCCACUGCAAUGCAGCCUUUGCGCGGACAGACUAUCUAAAUUUGCACAUGCGCUCUCACACAGCAGAGCGUCCCUUUUCCUGUACCCACUGCAGUGCCUCCUUUUUGCAGAAAUACUACCUCGUGAGACACAUGCGCAUGCACACACGAGAGCGUUCCUUUUCCUGUGUCCAGUGCAAUGCAUCCUAUUUGCACAAAUGCCACCUGGUGGCGCACAUGCGCAUUCACACAGGAGAACGUCCCUUCUCCUGUGUACACUGCAACGCAACUUUUGUGCAGAAAAAGAACCUCGUGAGACACAUGCGCACGCACUCUGGAGAGCGUCCCGUUUCCUGUGUCCGUUGAAAUGCCUCGUUUGUGAUGAAACGCUACCCGUUCAGCACAUGACCACUCACACACGGGAGCGUUGCUUCAACUGUGUCCACUGCAAUGCGUCCUGUUCUCGAAAAACCGGCCUCGUGGUGCACAUCCGCAGUCUCAUACCCUUGUCGCACGGGUAAGCUUAACCGCUGUUAUCCCCAACUGCAGUUAAAGGAGUACUGACACGAUUUUGAAGUGCAGAAAAACGGACGUUUUUGUUUUCCUUGGCAUGUAGUGUUAACGCUCUCCCCACACCUUAUCCGGGAAACACGUAUAAAUAUUUAAGUUUGAUUUUAAAGUUUUCAUCUCCCAGCAUCUGCAAGGUAGCUUCACCGCAUGGAGAGCCCUAUGACGUUUCGAGUCAGCUCACUUGGUUUGCGAUAUCUGGGUUCUGCAUGCAGCCUAAAUCACAGAAAUUGCUUUUGGAGGCACUGCACGACAGUUCACUCAUCAUGAACCACGUUCGACUGACAGCAAAGGACAGCAGGUGCAUUAUUCGUGUGUUGCAGUGUGCCCGUGACGUCACGGGCAGACCUGAGACGUCACUAUGAAGCCGCCCUCUCGAAACCAAAACCGAAACUGCUGGUUGUGUCCGCUGCGUCCACUGUGUCCACUGCAAUGCAUCUUUUUCUCGAAAAAACCGGCCUCGUGGUGCUCAUCCGCAGUCUUACAGAAGAGCGUCCCUUCAACUGUGUCCACUGCAGUGCAUCAUUUUCCCGAAAAACCAGCCUCGUGAUGCGCAUGCGCACUCACACUGGAGAGCGUCCCUACUCAUGCGUCCUCUGCAAUAUAUCUUUUUCACAAAAAUACCAGCUCACGAACCACAUGUCCCUUCGUCAUGAAAACAAGAAGCCAUAAAGGUGUUG